UAUUAUCGUACAAAAUUUCGUUUCGCAAAAAAACACGAAGAAGAAGAAAAACGUUGCACGUCACGCAGAAAAAUCUUUUCGACAGCAGGUCUCGUAAUCGUGAAUUAUGACAGAGAAAACUCAUAAGGAUAAGAAGCGUAACGAAGCGGCGACAUGUGGAGCUGACGAACGAAGAGCAAAAGUGGGGAGCGCCCAUCGCGAGUGCUUCUUGGUCAACAUUCAUACCGCAAGAUAGAACGAUUAAUUGCAGUUGUACCUGCGUCACCUGUGCGCGAACGAGAAGACUACGCUUCUGCGUCAAAAAAAAAAACACACGCUUACUCUUCGAAACGCGGUGACUCGUUUUUCUACCGCGCAUUCAUUUUCGUGAUCAUUUCCUCGUUAGAAAUACACUUUCCACGUUACUUCAUCGAGUUUGCACGAUGCGACGAGGAUCUGUCAGCAGUUGGCAGUCCUACGGACAGCGAAACUCCGAUUGCAUGAUGCAAACGUAUCAGGGCAACACGGCACUGUCCUCGCCAGGCGAGGAAAUUGUCCAUCAUCGGAAGGGCGGGUGGUUUUUAACUUACAAAAAAAUUCUUUCUUUUACCGCCCUGAUUGUAAUCGCGGUGAUCGUCGCCGGUGUGAUCGGCUGGAACAUCGGCACCAUGCCCAAAACAAGAACGUACGAUUCUUUAGCUCUCAUCGAUGACGAGACCGAGGAGGAUGACUUUGUUGUCUCGAUAUCGCCUUUCGUUCAUCCCUCAAGAUAUCGUCUCGAAUUGUCGCCGUCAAACAACGUCGCCAACGCGACGUCUAAGUUAAAGGGGCAAGUCGUCAUUGAGUUUCGCGUCGACGAAUCCUUAAACAAGUUGUCUCUUAAUGCGAGAAACAUCACGACCACGCAUUACAAGCUGUCGCUCAUAGAGGCGAGUAACGCACUGGCAAAGAGGAGGCGAAGAAGACGCGCUGAAAAUAACGAUGACAGCAGCAGUCAGAACGCGGCAAACGAUAAUGCCACAGUGUCGAGUCUGUUCCCUUCGCAACUGGACAAUCAGGAAACCACACGCGGAUACAUUACGGACAAACCUCUGGAAAAUGCGACGUCUUCUGGCAACGAAACUUCCGCAUUCGAUGACAAAUUCGCGAACGCGACGACAUCCAAAACAGAAACGUCCCUCGGUAACGAAAAUGUAACCGAAGUGGAAAUCGAAAGAUACGAGGUGGAUGAUAUAAACGAUUUGCACGUGUUACAUCCGGCCGUUGAUAUGAGGCCGGGAACGUACAGCUUGGAGAUCGAGUACGAGAUCGUACCCGAUGGCAAGGCGAUUUACUCGGCGAGCCUGAACGAUUCCAAGGGAAAGUCAACAAUCGGCACGCAACUGAAGCCUUUGGGAGCAUCGCAUCUCCUACCAAUUUUCGAUGACGUGAAUCUCAAGGCUGUCUUCUCGGUGUCCGUGAUACGUCCGCGUGCUGGAACAAAAGUCCUUACGAACAUGCGUCUUAACGUCUCCACAGACACAUCGGACGAUCGGGUGAUCGAUACUUUCGAUGACACUCCAUUGCUCUCGCCUUACAACUUGGCUCUCGUGAUAGGCGAAAUCGAAUCGUUGGGCGAGACAAAAGCCGGGCUCGAUAAGACCACGUCGACAUUUUGGGGCGACCCGAAGAGAGGCGCGCGAGGAAUAUAUCUUCUCGACAAACUCGACCAAGUCGUUGCACGUCUGAACGAUUUGUUCUCGACGCCUUAUCCACUACCGAAAUUGGACAUCGUCGCGCUACCUUCGCAGAUCGUCGAUAACACUGGAAGUCUCGGAUUAAUAACGAUGAGGCAAUCGCACUUCUACGCCGCGGAUCGAUCUCCCAUGGUCACGAAAACCGACGCGUUAAGUGCUCUGAUAAGCCUGAUAGGAGAACAAUGGCUGGGUGGUGUUGUGAACAUGAAGAACUGGACAGACGUUUGGCUUCUUGAAGGCUCCACGCUUUACUUGCGACACUCAAUGAUUGACGAGAUAGACUCGUCACUGGGCUCGAAUCACGCUUUUCUCACGGACGUUCAAUGGGACGCCAUGGAAGAGGAUGGUUACAGCGCAUCGAAACCUUUGCUAUCGAACGUCAAUCCCGCUCAUCUGGAUUUCUCGGACGACAACGAUCGACAUAAGAAAGGUGCAUGCUUGAUACGCAUGUUGCAUGGCGUGAUAAACGAUACCGCCUUUAGGAAUGGCUACCAGAAAUUCAUAGCGAGGUGGAAGUACUCAACGGCAAAUCUCGAUGAUUUCUGGACCGCAAUAGCUGAAGAGGCCAACGGUUUACCCGAGCAAAUUAAUCUGUUCGACGUGAUGAAUUCGUGGAUUUCGCAUCGCGGAUAUCCGAUCGUUAGCGUCGCGAGAGAUUACGAAAGGAACACCGCUGUUAUUCGACAGCAAAGAUUUACGUAUGACCAAUCAUCAUCCGACGCUCGACAACCGACGUGGUACGUACCGCUUGACUAUAUUAACAAAACGAGCGAUGAUUGGUUAUCUCCAAUGAAGACGUGGUUGCAUUCUGAAGAGGAAUUGACGGUGAAUAACGUUGGCGCACGGGAUUCUUGGGUCGUGUUCAAUGUGAAUAAAACAGGUUAUUACCGUGUGCAUUAUGACGAGGAAAAUUGGAAGCUCCUGGCGCAGACCCUCGAGAAAAAUCACGAGACCUUUCCAACGGAAACCAGAGCGUCGCUCGUCGACGACGUGCUCGGGCUCGCCGCAGUCGGUCUGACAAAAUAUGCGACCGCUUUCGACUUUAUUAAAUAUAUGCAAAUGAAGGAACGGCAUUACGCUCCCUGGGGCGUUCUGAUGCGUCAUCUGUUGAAGCUGAACGGUCUUCUGUAUGAGACGUCGAGCUUCAGUGUCUUUCAGGAAUUUACAUUGAGAUUUACUUCACAACUAUAUUCAGACGUGGGAUGGAAGGUCGAUGAGGGAUCACAGCUAACUUUGACCGCCCUGACGAUAGCGUGCGUGUUCGAGAACGCGGAAUGUCUUGAAUGGUCAAAGAAUCAUUUUGAAAAACUGAAGGAUCAUCCAAAUACUCUAGACGAAGUCGUGCCGGCAUACGCACGCGAAGUGCUGUAUUGCACAAUAGCGAGAUACGGCACGCGAAACGAAUGGAACUACUUCGUCGAAAGGGCGAACUCUACCACAGAUCGAGAAGAGAAGAAUCGUCUUUUAUCGGCGUUUGCGUGCUUCCAGACACCGUGGAUCUUGCAAUCGUUGCUCAGCGAGUUGCUUGAGGGGAAGAUUUACAACGAAGUCGAGACACAAAGGAUCUUAAGAAGUUUCCCGCAAAAUCCGGUUGCCGCGCAAAACGCCUACAAGUUCGUGCGAAAUAAUUGGCAAAUUAUCGUUACAAGAUUUGCGAAAUCUCGAGCGAUCGUGAAAGCUUUCGCGUUUGCGAUGACGAACGGCUUGAUCAGCGAGGAAGACUUGGAAGAUUUCCGAACCUUCAGCAAGGACAAUCUCAAGAGCAUCAAGACCGUGGGACACACCGUGGCGAUGGUCGAGGCGCGCGCCAAUUUCGCGUUAAAGUGGCUGAGGAAAUCCCUGCCGGAGGUUCAGGAGUGGCUGACGGCGAACAAUGCCACGGAGACAUCGACAUGAAUAUUGGAGAAAUCCUUCGGGCGCGAUACAACGAGGGAGAGAAACACCUCCCUCUUGUACCAUUAUCUAUCGAUUCUCAACCGCGCGCGUUGCGGCUCUCGAUGUUCCGGCGCGAAAAAAACAAGAGAACUGCGAGCAAACUUUUCUACGACAACAAGUUUUAUUUUUCUCCGUAUGCUUUUGUCAAGCAUGAUUACAAAACCAAGCAACAAGAAUCUCGUCUUUAUAUAUAUACAUACAUAUAUAUAUAUAUAUAUAUAUAUGUAUAUGUAUAUAUAUAUAUAUAUAUCGUGUAGCUUUAAAACGACGGUGGGUGUCGUUAGUGUAUAAUUAUUAUUAGUUAUUGGUAGGUACAUAUUUAACAAACGAUAUACAUAAUAAUAUCGCAAUAAUAUCUAACGAUGAUAAUUAUUAUUCCAAUUGUUUUUUCUUACCGGUGUGUGUGUAUGUUUUAACUCACCGCGCGUUUUGUUUUUUCCCCCUCACGUUAAAUGUCGCUCUAUCGCUAUACGGUAUACACUCUUUUUUUUUAUAUAUAACACGCUAUGUUUUACCGGUACAAUAAUCUAUAUAAAUCCGUACCAAACAAUUGGUAUUAUCUUCUUGCUUCUCACCCUUAGCCUAAACUCUCUCGUUUAAAUGCAUCAAGUACGGUAUUCGCAAAGCUAUUAAACACGCGGUUCAAAAGUUGGAAGCGACGGCGAUGUAUAUCGUCUCGCCGACUUCUCGGGCUGUUUAUUACAGAUUAAUUAAACGUCACGUAAACGCGUGCACCAGACACAUUGCUUCUCUCAUUCUCGUGUACAAUUUUACCAUUUUUGCGAGAUCUUGAAAUUAGCGCCGCGUAAUGCCGGUUUUUUACAUACUUCGAUUUCACCGAUUCUUCAACGCUAAACGUGUUCUCUCUUCUACUGUUUCGCAUUUGCGAGUUUACGAAAGCACGUUUAGCGAAGUUCGAGUUUUCGCAUCGUCAAGUACACAUCUGAGAUUCUCUUGAAAAAGUUUCGAAUCGGGGACGUAAAAUUCGAAUUAAAUCAAAGACGUUUUGUAUUUUAACGCUACGUCGCACACAAGUUUAUUUUUAUCACAUAUAUGUAAGUAGAUAUAUAUUAAAUGGAAGAAUUUCGUAUUGAAACAGAGCAAAAAACUCUCGCAUUAAAAAAUGCACAAAUUUGUGCUACGGCAAAUAAAUUUCUCGACGUCUCUCGAGAGUAACUUGCAAAAUGUUUUUAUUCAACGCGAUAACACGAUAGUAAACGGGGGAGAGUUACGUUUUAUGUUUCGAUUUCCAAUUAAAGGAGUUAUUUUGCAAACAAGACACGUCAACUUUUUUAACAAUAAUAACAAAUUGACGAAUACGUUUGUUGUUACAGCUAUACGUUGCAAAACCAUAAAACAAAUGGCUUAUAUCGAUUUCUGUUUCAUCAAAAUUCAUUUGUUAUUCGAGGCGUUUUUUUGCAUGACACACGUUUAAAACUUUAUACGAAAAAAAUUCCUUGUUUUUGUAAAUAACUCCUCCAAUUAAUUGGUUGAAAAAAAUCUCGAUCGUUUAUUGUCUUCAUGCAAUUCACUUGAUUUUGUCGAAUGUAUCAAAGUCACAUUUUUUUUUUUUAUUCAAUGCUCCAUUUUGAGCUCGUCAUUGUCUCUCUCUUUCUAAAACGAUCGCGUGUAUAUAAAUCGCGCGACACGACGAUGAAAUAUGUAAUAAAAUCGUUGAAACACACACUUUGAGCGCAAGCGAACACGAUUCGUCGACUGCGUUAUUUUUUUUUAGUGUCGCAUUCGUUCCCAAAACCGCGUUGCCAAAAAGAGUUACGUUCUUUGUUAUGUUUCGUGUGAUACUUUUUUGUUUUUGUGUUACACAAGCAUUUCAUCUCCUUCGAAUGCUCUGUCGAUGCGUUUAAUGCAACAGCACUUUGUACGUCAAUGUGUGAGUUCCAUGCUCUUCUUAUCGUGUUAAUAAAUGUUAAUAAAUAACAGCGCUCAAAUUCUUACAUAAAGUGAGAAGUGUCAAUCGCGAGAGCCGCAAAUAAAUAAAUAGAUAAAUAAAUAAAUAAAUGUAUUUACAAAAGCUAGCGCGUGAAAAACAAAAGAUUUUUAGCGCUAAUUUAUUUUAUUUUUAACGUACCAAUGGCAACUUUUUUAAAACCGAAACUUGUUUUGUGAAUGAAAUUUGUUACCAACACUGGUCAAUUAAAUAUUGAAAUACAAAAUCAUCACAAAAAUGUCGUUUUACUAAAUAACAAAUAAAACCGACAACUUUUUUUUAUAGUAAACUAAGAUAAAUAAUUGAUUAUCGA
Molecule: messenger RNA, 5911 nt
Organism: Pseudomyrmex gracilis
Lineage: Eukaryota; Metazoa; Arthropoda; Insecta; Hymenoptera; Formicidae
Product: thyrotropin-releasing hormone-degrading ectoenzyme-like
Exons: 17
Coding region: 423-3611 (1062 amino acids)
Biological process (GO): peptide catabolic process; proteolysis
Cellular component (GO): cytoplasm
Molecular function (GO): metalloaminopeptidase activity; peptide binding; zinc ion binding
Source: RefSeq, a predicted model, not a curated record